CCGGUGUUUUGUAACCAGUUUUCGUUUUUAUCUUGUAUAAUUUGUUUUCUAAAGAUAAUUUUUAAAUUUCUCUAAACAUGUCUCUAAUUUUGAGAGGAGCUGCUCGCCUAGUUCGACCCCUAGUAUCAGGCUCAUAUUCCUGUCCAAGUCGUCACUAUGCCGUUGAGGCAGAUUCUGUUGGAGAUGGCAAUGAAGUUCUUGUGGAGCGUUUGGAGGGUUCACAGAAGGGGAUUACGGUGCUUGGACUUAAUCGACCGGCCGCCAAAAACUCAUUUAGUCGCGGGAUGGUCGAGACCUUUGGUGACAUCCUGGAGGAUAUUAAGCGAGAUAAUGGUUCUAGAGUUGUGGUACUGAGAAGUCUUAGUCCAGGAAUAUUUUGUGCAGGUGCCGAUUUGAAGGAACGUAAAGGCAUGACCACGGACGAGACAGGAGAAUUUGUGACCAAAUUGCGCAGUCUGCUCGUGAGCAUUGAACAGCUGCCAAUGCCUGUAAUCGCAGCCCUGGACGGAGCAGCAUUGGGUGGCGGCCUAGAAAUGGCUUUAGCCUGUGAUAUACGGACAGCAUCCUCGAAUGCCAAAAUGGGUCUAGUUGAGACUCGAUUGGCCAUUAUUCCCGGUGCCGGAGGCACUCAACGUUUGCCCCGCAUUCUCUCUCCCGCUUUGGCCAAAGAGUUGAUUUUUACAGCCCGCCUUUUGGAUGGUGCAGAGGCAAAGGAAUUGGGUCUAGUCAAUCAUGUGGUACAACAAAAUGAAACCAAAGAUGCUGCCUAUCAAAAGGCCAUCAAAUUGGCGGAAGAAAUUCUCCCUAAUGGCCCAGUGGGUGUGCGCAUGGCAAAACUGGCUAUUGACAAGGGAAUGCAAGUUGAUUUGAGCACGGGCUACUCCAUUGAGGAAGUUUGCUACUCUCAAGUUAUACCCACUAAGGAUCGUCUUGAGGGAUUGGCAGCUUUUGCAGAGAAGCGCAAACCGGUCUACAAGGGAGAAUAAUUACGAAUUAGACUAAAGACCGUACAUAUAUUUUAAGCCGAAAAGUGCAUUUAUUAAUUAUUUUGUUUUUGUUUAACCAAGAGACCAACCAUUAAAUUGUUUUUAUCAACUGCCUAACAACUUUAGUUGUAUAUAUGUAUAUUAUCUAUUUUAUUUUGCUUUUCAUUUACCAGCAUGUAAAAUUCGCUUUUAUAAUGCGCCGCAAUCAUACAACUUAUUAAUUAUUUGUUAUGCAUAUAUUAAAACAAAUUGAUUUUAUUUACAGAUGUUUUAAUCUAAAUGAAAGUUCGAAUACUUAAGGUAAAGAUAUAAAUGUUUGUUGAUAAAU
This is a messenger RNA of Drosophila willistoni, 1314 nucleotides long. RefSeq names its product methylglutaconyl-CoA hydratase, mitochondrial. Lineage: Eukaryota; Metazoa; Arthropoda; Insecta; Diptera; Drosophilidae. Gene Ontology annotation, biological process: fatty acid beta-oxidation. Gene Ontology annotation, molecular function: enoyl-CoA hydratase activity. The coding region runs from base 78 to 986 and encodes 302 amino acids. The transcript is spliced from 3 exons. The record is from RefSeq and is a predicted model, not a curated record. Gene Ontology annotation, cellular component: mitochondrion.